Messenger RNA from Ahaetulla prasina, 2267 nucleotides. RefSeq names its product essential meiotic structure-specific endonuclease subunit 2 (gene EME2). Bases 739 to 2127 code for a protein of 462 amino acids. Lineage: Eukaryota; Metazoa; Chordata; Lepidosauria; Squamata; Colubridae. Gene Ontology annotation, cellular component: Holliday junction resolvase complex; nucleus. The record is from RefSeq and is a predicted model, not a curated record. The transcript has 9 exons. Gene Ontology annotation, biological process: double-strand break repair; mitotic intra-S DNA damage checkpoint signaling; replication fork processing. Gene Ontology annotation, molecular function: nuclease activity; DNA binding.
GUCGCUAUAAACGAUCCGGCAGGCAACACUUCCGCUCCUUUCCUAAAAUGUUUUCCCCAUCCCCUUUUUUUUCCCCCGGGAUGAUCCCGAUGAUUCCUCCGAGGCUUGGAAUUGCUGUAGCUGAUAUGGCUGUGGGAGACUCUGGACGUGCGGCUGCCUUUUAUUCCCCCUUUCCACCCACCCCCAAGAGAUGUCCCACAACGUUCUCUAUCAUAGCCCUACUUAAGCGACCCAGAUAAAACACUCGAUCAGCUGUUGCUGCAUUGGUAGAAAUGCCCAGUGAUGGGGAAAAGCUGCAUAAGCAACAACAAAAAGUGUAGAGAUUUCAAGGGCAGAGGUUCUAUAAAUAAGUUGGCUUCUAUUGACAGUAUUCAUAUCCACAGGGUCCAAACGGGGAGAGACAGCUCUUUUUAGUAUGACUUAGUUUGGUAAAAAAAAAUCUAUUUCUAUUAAUGAAAGGAGAUCAGGUGAGCCUGGAUUUUCGAUCAAUUGAGUUUGUUGACUUGUAGCCAACAUUUAAUCAGGAUACUUGAAUGUUUCAGCGACCGUUGGCCCUGUUUAAUAUUGAUGAGAAUGUAGAUUUUUACCGGUAAUACAUAUAUAAGCUUUCUUGCGAAUUUCCUGAAACAGUGCCCAUCUUUUGAUAUUUUUACAAACAUAGCCAGGGUUGGGUGGUUGCUGCUGAUUUAACAUUUUGCACUUGAUAAUGUAGACUGGAAAGAGGGUAAACUUAAAAUCAUGGCGGGGAAAAAGAAGACUCUUGCUCUUGAUGGAAAAAGAGCGAUCACGUGGGAAAUCUCUGAUUCUGAAGAAGACAGUGACGUUAAGCCAGAAUCCUCAACUGCUUUUGUAAUUCAUUCAGAUGUUGGAGCUCAGGGCUGCUCAGACAAACAAAAAUUAGAGCUGGGCAUGGCUCUGCUUGAGGCAAAAGCAGUUCCUUUGCUUAUACCAUUGACACAAAUCGUAUCCUGUGAUUCAAGGCCUGAGAAAAAAAAGAAAAAGCAGUCCCUGGGAAAAAACAAGAUGGCCCAGAUAAAAAUAGAAGAAAAAAAGAAGAGUGUGCACAAGAAAGAAGAGAAAAUGAAGAUAAAACAGCAGAUUGCAGCUGAGAAAGAGAGACGGAAAGAAGAAGCAGCUGCCUUGAAAUCCCUUCGGCCUGAUCAGUGCAUGAAGCAAAUGAUUGUCUGUGUGGAUUCAGGUUUUUUAGAGCACUCUGGCUCUGAUAUCUUGCUGGAAGUUUUGGACUCUUUGGACUGUAAAUACCAUAUUGAGCAUCAGAUCAUUCCACACAGCAUAACCUGGAAGAGAAAAGUCUUUAGUAGCUUGUCUGCUUCAGACAGUUGCCAAGAAGAGACUGCCGUGGAAAGGGAGGUCCUGUUAGUGAUGCAGCCUUCAUCCUUCCUCAGACAACUUUCAUCAAUGCAGAACGCAAGUCCUGAUGGCCAGCAGAGCGUACCAGAUCUCACUCAUCUGUGUCCCUUUCACAAUUUGGAAGAUCCUUCUACAAAAUCUUACAGUGUGGUUGUCAUUGGACUGGACACCUAUCAAUGGUAUCAUCAGCUUCCGCAAGAAGGACGUGUCUCUGGACUGGAGAAUGAAACAUGGCAGCUUGGUCCAGAACAGUCCAUGACAUGGCAUCAAAUCGAAGAGGCUCUGGUGGUGUUGCAACUCCGGGGUAACAUAAAUGUCCUAUUCCUGGAAACAUGGCAAGAAUUGGCCCAGCAUGUUUCUGCGAUGACCAGAGCUAUAGCACAGCGUCCUUAUAAGAAACAUCAGGAAAAGCAGACUUUCUCCUUCUGUGUCAAAGGCAAGUGGGCUAGUGGUGUGCAUAUCGGCAAGGACGGGGAAGGGCUCCAAGAGACCUGGCUGAAACAGAUCCAGCAGUUCAACCGAGUCAGCCCAGCCAUGGCAACAGCUAUUGCCCAAGCCUACCCUUCGCCAAGCCUGCUGCUACGGGCCUACCGGGAAUGCGAUACAGAGGCAGAAAGACGACUUCUCCUAAGCAACCUCCAGGUCAGAACUGAGGACAAUAAAACAAAGAGACGGAUCGGGCCAGACCUGUCUCGCCGGGUCUACCUUUUCAUGGUAUCUACAAAUCCAGAGCUUGUUCUCGAUUUAAGUUGUUGAAGCACCUUGUUGUGCUGUUCUGACCACUGGGGUCAUAGCUCCUUCGCCUUAUAGCUUACUGCCAAAGCUACAGGAUUUAUUGCAGAAAUGGGAGUUUGGCAAAAUCAAUAAAUGUCCUUGUGCACAAAGGUUAUCAAUGA